Molecule: messenger RNA, 338 nt
Organism: Pezoporus flaviventris
Lineage: Eukaryota; Metazoa; Chordata; Aves; Psittaciformes; Psittacidae
Product: phospholemman-like
Exons: 6
Coding region: 81-314 (77 amino acids)
Biological process (GO): regulation of sodium ion transmembrane transporter activity; monoatomic ion transport
Cellular component (GO): membrane
Molecular function (GO): sodium channel regulator activity
Source: RefSeq, a predicted model, not a curated record
UGACGUCACACACACGUGUUCUCUCUCCACCCCCCCAGGCUCUCACACACGUGUCAUUGCGUGUCAUUGCGUGUUGUCCCAUGGCCCCAGCUGCAGAGCCCCCCUCGGACCAGGAUCGCUUCAGCUAUGACUAUGAGUCCCUGCGCGUCGGGGGCCUCAUCUUCGCCGGCGUCCUCUUCCUCCUGGGCAUCCUCCUCAUCCUCAGCCGCCGCUGCCGCUGCAAGUUCGACCAACAGCCAAAGACGGGAGAGCCCGAUGAGGAUGAGGGGCCGCUACGUCAGAGCAUCCGCCGUUUGUCCACAAGGAUGAGAUGAAGAGGGUGAGAAUGGGGGGAUCUA